UUGGAUUUAUCUCUCGGACGGAGAUAUACUCACAUUCGUCCGUUUCUCAAUCUGUUCGCCGGUUUGCUUUGCUAACCUUUGUCGUCGUUGCGAUAUUGCGUUUGUUCGCGUAAGUUGUCACAGUAUGAAGAAUUGAAGUGAGCGUAGGAGAGGGACAGAGGAAGGAGACCUUAGUUAUCAGUUUGUGAGUGUUGUAAUGGCUUUGUCAAUGGAGUUUGGAUUUUCAAUUGGGUCUUGCUUCAAGGCAGCAAGCACACCUGUCCUAAUCUCGGCAAUCCCUAAGAAGACCAAUUUCAUGUUAACUAGGAGAAGUAAAAGAUUCUUAUUUAAAGUCUCUGCUGUGUCGUAUAAGGAAUUUGCAGAGUCUGCUCUGGAAGAAACCAGGAAAAGGAUCGUUCUUGAACCUUCACCUCUCCAGAAAAGGUAUAGCAGCAUGACAGGACUGGAUGGGAAAACUGAACUUCAAAUGCUUGCUUUCAAAUCUUCAAAGAUUAGACUCUUACGGAGCAUGGCCAUCGAGAAUGAGACAAUGCAGGUCUUUGACUUUGCGGGUUUCAUGGAGCCUGAGUAUGAUGUGCCCAUAUUCUGUGCUAACUUCUUCACAUCUGCCAACACGAACAUAGUGGUGUUGGACCUAAAUCCUUUGCAUCAGUUGACUGACCAGACGGAUUACCAAGGCAAGUAUUAUAACAACAUAAUGUCCAUAUAUCACAAAUAUGCUGAGACUUUUCCAUGGGGAGGAAAACUGACUGGUGAAUCCCUAAAGUUUUUCUCGCCUUUGGUGAUGUGGACCAGGUUUUCGUCUAGCCAAGAAAAACAUGAGGCUUUAUUCUCUGCGUUCGUUGAGUACUAUCAGGCAUGGCUUGAGAUGACGAUCCAAGUGAGGGAGGAGAUGGAGCCAUCUCAGGUGAGAGCCAAUCGUGAGGCCCAACACAAAUACCUGACAUGGCGAGCACAGAAGGAUCCUGGACAUGGUCUUCUUAAAAGAUUAGUUGGUGAAGUAAAAGCAAAGGAGCUGCUAAGGGAUUUCCUAUUCAGUGGGGUAGAUGAGUUAGGCACAAAAACAUUCAUUGAUUACUUUCCAGAGUACCAAACAGAAGAUGGAACUGUGAGCGACAAACGAAGCAUCAUUGGGAAGUCAUAUGAAACUCGGCCUUGGGAUCUAACAGGACAAUUUAUCGGCUAACACGUCUCAUAACUUCAUCCAUGAUUUAUGUGAACAAGAUUGGUUUCAGCUUUCGACAUCAAGCCAUCAACAGAACAUGAAGUGUACUCAGGGAAAUAGGAAUAAGAAAGAGCAACGUGAAGAGUCUCUUAGGUCCAUCUGCAUUUCCGGAUAUGUAUCUUCUGCUUUGCAACUUGCAUUGUAGUUUACCAAUGAGUCAUACUCAGCUAAAACCAUAUUUCCAAAAAUCAAAACUUUUUGUGGAUUUAUUUAUUUCAAAGUUUUGUAUUUUGAAAGGUAA
Molecule: messenger RNA, 1466 nt
Organism: Capsella rubella
Lineage: Eukaryota; Viridiplantae; Streptophyta; Magnoliopsida; Brassicales; Brassicaceae
Product: phytochromobilin:ferredoxin oxidoreductase, chloroplastic
Exons: 8
Coding region: 197-1186 (329 amino acids)
Biological process (GO): phytochromobilin biosynthetic process
Molecular function (GO): cobalt ion binding; phytochromobilin:ferredoxin oxidoreductase activity
Source: RefSeq, a predicted model, not a curated record